This is a messenger RNA of Cornus florida, 786 nucleotides long. RefSeq lists its product as uncharacterized. Lineage: Eukaryota; Viridiplantae; Streptophyta; Magnoliopsida; Cornales; Cornaceae. The transcript is spliced from 2 exons. The coding region runs from base 1 to 786 and encodes 261 amino acids. The record is from RefSeq and is a predicted model, not a curated record.
AUGAUCUUUCUUCGCCAUCACCUCCAUGAGGAAUUAAAAACAGAGUACCUCACGGUCAAGGAUACACUUAUACUGUGGGAAAAUUUAAAGCAAUGGUAUAAGUAUCAGAAAACUGUAAUCCUUCUAAAAGCUUGUUAUGACUGGAUCCACCGGCGAUUGCAGGAUUUUAAAAGUGUAAAUGAGUACAAUUCAGUCUUGUUUAAAAUCAGCUCACAAUUGAAAUUGUAUGGAGAAAAAAUUACUGAUGAUGAUAUGUUGGAAAAAACAUACUCCACAUUUCAUGCUUCAAAUGUGCUCCUACAGCAGCAAUAUAGAGAGCGAAGAUUUACAAAAUAUUCUAAGCUGAUUUCUUAUCUAUUGUUGGCUGAACAGAAUAAUGAGCUUUUGAUGAAAAACCACCAAUCCCGUCCAACUGGAUCUGUACCAUUCCCAGAAGUGAAUGUGUCCUCAUUUCACGGCCAUGGACGCGGACGUGGACGCGCAUGUAGUGGUGGUCGUGGAUAUGGUCGCAAUAGAAAUAAUUAUCAUAAUCAUAAUGGUCAUAAUUCCUCCUUGAUUCCCAGAAGGAACUCCACACCGUCCCACCAGAAGUGGAAUUCAAAUGCGACCAAGCAGGCAAAAGGAAAAACCUUGCAGAAUAAACCUCCUGAGAUAUAUGAUGACAAGCCUUGCUAUAGGUGUGGAAUGAAAGUUGAUAUUACUCACCUUGAUGUUUCUGACUUCUUUGCUGAUACUAGUGGUAGUAUUGAUCAUUUGAUUGGUGAUGGAAAUGUCCAUACCAGUUAA